AAGGAAGGACUGAUACAAAGCCAGUGCGUCCGAGCAGAAGAGAAAGCGGGGAAGGAGGGAGGGAGGGCAGAGGGAAUAAAUGCAAAAAAGACCGGCAGAGAAAAAAGGGUGAAAAAGAUGCACAAGAGCUGCAUCAGUUCUCGUCCGCAAGGAACAAAAAACAUUGUGUUCGUGAAUGGGAGCUGGUGAGCUCAGGCACAAGGCGAGUGCAAUGAGAAACCAGGCAGACUUCAGUCUCUGGUGUUGCUGAGCACCAAUCCACUCUCCCUCUGUCUCUCUCUUACUGCCAGCUAGGACUGAGCCUUGUGUGCGACGUGGAGACGCCUCUGGUUGCUGCUUCCAGGGCUGCUCCCCUCCCUGUUGUCUCUGGCUGUGUUUGGACUAUGGUCCUGACUGAGAAGCAGAACAUCACCCAGAUGCGGUGCUACGACUGUAUGGGAAGUUAAGCCUGUAAACACCAGCAUGGGAGCCAAACAGAUGAAAUGCCUCAGCUCAGCCAGCCCUGCACACUCCCCCAAAGAGGAGUAUGUUAUCACCCAGUGCGCUGACACCCCUAAAGAAGAAAAUCUCCAUGAUCAGUCUGAGGACCAAGGGGUACCUUGGGAUGACAAAUCCGAGCUGACAGAGAAGAAAUCUGUCACAGAGGAUGUGUCUCUGUGUGGAUUGUGUCCCUCCCUCGGUCACGAUGUGCAGGAGGAAGAGAAGUCCUGGGAGGAGCAGCUGGACGCCCACCAGGAGCAGCUGGAGAAGGAGAUGCAGGAGGCCAGGAGGAUGGUGUUCCGCCUACAGUCGUUGCUGCUCCAUGGCUCCCUCCCCGAAGAGGACCAGGAUGGACCUGUGAGCUUCGGAGACAACCGCGCUAACGCUGAACAGCAGCUGGUUCUAAUCCGCAGUCGCCUGGACCAAAGCAUGGAGGAAGCCCUUGAUCUCAAGAGGGAACUCCUGAGAAACAAACAGGAGGCACGCCACCUUCAGGCCAUCAAGGAUGCUCUACAGCAGCGCCUGGCAGUGCAGGAGGAUGCUGUGCUGCAGCUAAAGCAGGAACUGCUGAGGUGCAACAUGGCCAAAGAUCAGCUGGAAGGGGAAAAUGUAGAGCUCAAACACAAGAUGAGUGAACGGAACAAAUUACUUAGUGAAUAUGAGCAGCAGCUCGGGAGGAAAGACAGAAUGCUGCAGCAACAGCAGCAAAAGCUCGAUGAAGCUCAACAUAAAGUACAUGAAGUUAACCUUGGACGGUCAUUCAGGAGUGAAAGCGGUGGUUACAGUAACUCUGUGGCUUCGACACCUCCUGCAGUAUUCCAACACAGUGCACCAGGGGAAGAGCUGCAGCUGGUCAGGGAGGCGCUGCGUAGUUUGAGGGACAGCUUUUCUGGCCAUGACCCCCAACAUCACACCCUGGACACCUUGGAGCAGGGUGUGGGCAGCCUAAUGGACAGAUUACAUACUAUGGACAGCCAGCGCAGGCAGGAGAGAGGGGAGGAAUUUAAAUCACCAGGACGCAGAGCCACAUCGUCGGAGCGUGACUCCUGGCCGCAGAGCUCAAAAAUGGCGCACUCACACAGCAGCCCGGGACUGGACACCACCAUCUCUACUAAAGUGCUCUACUUCACCGACCGCUCGCUCACUCCGUUUCUGAUUAACAUCCCAAAAAGGCUGGGUGAAGUGACACUGCGAGACUUCAAGGCCGCUGUGGACAGACAAGGCAAUUUCAGAUACCACUUCAAGGCCCUCGACCCAGAGUUUGGCACAGUGAAAGAGGAGGUGUUCCAGGACGGAGCAGUCGUGCCUGGCUGGGAAGGGAAGAUUGUAGCGUGGGUGGAGGAGGACCACGGAGAGAGGAGGUAGAGCCCAACAGCCACAGAACGCCACUACAAACCUCAGUUGUUACCACUGGACCAGGAUUUCACUGAAAAAUAUUUGUGAUGCCAUAAUAGAGAAAAGUAUUAAUACAAUUAACUGGGACCAAUGGGUAUAACACCAUUUCAAAACAAAACAAUGUUUUAAAAGUGAAUGUUUCAUAUGAAGAAUUUGACUUGGGUACCACUUUUUUUAUUUUUUGAAGGUAUGGAUAUUAGACAUUGUUUGCAGAUCUUACAUUAAUAUGUGAGACGACCAAUUAAUGGUGAGUAAUGUGAUACUUGAAACUGAAAUAUGAAAGAAAGUUUAUGUGAUUUACAAGAAAUAACACAUAAUGAGCUGUGCUCUAAAAAGCUGUAAUCAGUGCAUAGUAUGCAAACCUUAAAUUAAAAGUGUUUACUGACAUUUUUCACAUGUUCCAGAUUGCCAAAUAGUGAUGUUGAUGUUCUCCAUCAAUUCUGAUGUUUUAAUAAACAUGAAUUAUUGCAGCAUG
Messenger RNA from Cottoperca gobio, 2350 nucleotides. RefSeq names its product dixin-A-like. Gene Ontology annotation, biological process: canonical Wnt signaling pathway. NCBI's taxonomy places the organism in Eukaryota, Metazoa, Chordata, Actinopteri, Perciformes, Bovichtidae. The record is from RefSeq and is a predicted model, not a curated record. Gene Ontology annotation, cellular component: cytosol.